AUCAGCAGGAGGGCGGUUGGCGCGUUUGGGGGUGGUGCUGUUGUGUUUCUGUGUUGUCCUCCACCUCUUCCUCCUCCUCACUGCUGUUGUUCAACGGAGGAUGGCGGAGGCAUUGACUGUCCAGCGAGACUCAUUCGGCUGCAGUUUACAGCUCGCGGACCUUCAGGCGCUCCACUGCUCCUGCCAGAUAACCAGUAGCGCUCUGGGAUCAGGAAGGGUGGAGAGCCGUGGUUCGUUCCCUCGUGCCCCCAGCGUCUUGCAAACCUCCACAGGAAUGGAGAGCAGUCAACCAAUCAGCAUCACAGACCCAAAUUCACGCAGAAAGAAAAAACGCAGAAGAGCCGGAGACAGUUUCACAGGCAAAUUUUGUGAUCUAUACAAGCUGACAGAUGAGCUGCUGGGUCAGGGAGCUUAUGCCAAAGUCCAGGGCUGUGUGAGUUUACAGAAUGGCACUGAGUAUGCGGUAAAGAUAAUCGAGAAGAAUGCUGGCCACAGUCGCAGCCGAGUUUUCAGAGAGGUGGAGACGCUUUACCAGUGUCAAGGAAACAAGAACAUUCUGGAGCUGAUUCAGUUUUUUGAAGAUGACAGCUGCUUUUAUCUGGUGUUUGAGAAGUUACGUGGAGGUUCAAUUUUAACACACAUCCAGAGUCGAAAAUACUUCGAUGAGAGAGAAGCAAGUCGUGUGGUCAGGGAUAUAGCACAUGCACUAGACUUUCUGCACAACAAGGGAAUCGCCCACCGUGAUCUUAAGCCUGAAAAUAUCCUCUGUGAAUAUACUGAUAAGGUUUCCCCUGUGAAGAUCUGUGAUUUUGAUCUUGGCAGUGGAGUAAAGCUGAACAGUGCCUGUACCCCAAUAACCACCCCUGAGCUCACCACACCGUGUGGCUCAGCAGAGUACAUGGCUCCUGAGGUGGUGGAGGUCUUCACGGACGAGGCUUCCUUCUAUGAUAAGCGCUGUGACCUCUGGAGCCUCGGGGUCAUUCUCUACAUCCUGCUUAGCGGGAGUCCGCCAUUCACUGGCCACUGUGGCACCAACUGCGGAUGGGAACGAGGAGAGACAUGUCGUUCCUGCCAGAACAACCUGUUUGAGAGGAUUCAGGAGGGGAAGUAUGAGUUCAGCGAUGGAGUCUGGGCACAGAUAUCAGCCGAUGCCAAAGAUCUGAUCUCGCGGCUGCUGGUGCGAGAUGCCACUUUACGGCUGAGUGCCGCUCAGGUCCUGCAGCAUCCCUGGGUGCAGGGGAAUGCACCUGAAAGAGUUCUUCCAACUCCUCGUGUUCUACAAAGAAACUGCAGCACUAAAGAUCUGACGCAGUUUGCAGCUGAAGCCAUCGCGUUUAACCGCCAGCUGUCGCAACAGGAAGAAGAGCAGGAAGACUUUGGCGCCGUCGUCUGCUCCAUGAGGCUUUCUCCUCCUUCUAACUCUAGACUUGCCCGCCGCCGAGCACAGUCUCAAGCACUACGCAACAAUACCUGAAGUCGACCCACUGCACGGGUGCUCCAGUCAAACACAUACAUCCCACAUAGAGUAUUAUAACCUUUCAGACACUUUAGAAACACACAAAUGUGCAUGCACCAGAAACUACCAGACUAACCUUGUGUGUACAAAACCAUGCACAUGUCUUUAAUUCAUUUUGCAGGUCAGGUUGGUCGUCCUUCUGUUUAUCUAGUGUGAGUUUGGUAUCAGAAUGUUCAUAUUUAUUAUCAAAUAUUUAUUGCUGGUGGUGAUUGUUGGUCAGAUAUAAAAAGGUGCUCGGUUAUGUUGGAAUUAAUAGACCAUUUAUUUUAAUGUGACGACAUUAGCGGCGAUUUUAAAUGUAAGUUAGCAUUUAUAUUCUUAAAAUAAGUUUUAUUCUUUUUAAAAACCACUUUAAUUACUGUAAAGCACUGGACCUCUUGCUCUGUCACUUUUUUACUGUUAUUUUAUUGUUUUUUUUUUUAGCUGUUGUAAGUAUUAAACAAAUAAUAUUUUGCUUUAUUUUUGCUAUGUACUGUAAGGCCAUGCUGCCUGACGGUAACAUACCUUGGAAUUGCAUAUUAUUAUGAGAGGUACGAUGAGAUAUUAUAGACAUUUGACUUGUUAUUUUUUAGCUUAAACUGUAUUUAUUGCACAGUAUAUUUUUUUGUCAUUUCAGAGGAUUAUAUAUUUUUCUUUUAAUGUAUUUUUUUCCUUAUUUUCUUGUAAAUGUGAAGUAUUUUUUAUGCAGGAGGGCAAAGAACAUAUUCAGUAAUGAGAUGGAUUAAGUUGUAUUUUUUUUUUGGUUUGCAUUCAGUGGAAAUUGUGCCAUUUUCAGGCAUGGGGGCAGACGAUGUGCAAAAUAACUAAAUUACCUCUCAGUUGCCUUUUGUAUUAUCAAAUCGAGUUAUUUUUUUCCUGUUAUUUGUUGCAGAUUGAGCUGAGAUGAAAUGGUGAGACUUAAGUGGUUGUCCGUGUAUUAUUUAUUUAUGUACAUCAUGAGAAUUUGUUUGGAUACAUUUCUUGUACCAGGAAUGACACUAGAGGGCGCUACCUCAUUAAUAUUCUCAGUAUUCAGUGCCAGUUUGAUACCGAUAGAGUAUCUCAGUCUACAUUCAGGAAUGGUGGGAAUGGAAUGGCCAUUUAAGCCCUAAUAAACUCUGGGACAAAUUACAGGUCAGAGUGUUCUUUUGGUUUUCCAAUUUUGAGAAAUAAAGCAGUUUGCACUGAAACAAGAA
Danio aesculapii is the source of this 2691-nucleotide messenger RNA. RefSeq names its product MAPK interacting serine/threonine kinase 1 (gene mknk1). The record is from RefSeq and is a predicted model, not a curated record. The transcript is spliced from 14 exons. Gene Ontology annotation, biological process: protein autophosphorylation; intracellular signal transduction; peptidyl-serine phosphorylation. Gene Ontology annotation, cellular component: nucleus; cytoplasm. Gene Ontology annotation, molecular function: ATP binding; calcium-dependent protein serine/threonine kinase activity; calmodulin binding. NCBI's taxonomy places the organism in Eukaryota, Metazoa, Chordata, Actinopteri, Cypriniformes, Danionidae. Bases 101 to 1474 code for a protein of 457 amino acids.